AUGUCGAAACUCGGCAAUGUCGUGCUGGUCGGCACCAUCGUCGUCCUCUCCGGCCCGCUUGCCCUCGCUGCGAUAUCAACCACCUUUGUCGCGGCAACCCUGCUCCUCCUCUUCGCCGGGGCCGUCUUCGUCCACGCCGUGCUCAAAUCUCUCUAUCAGGUAACUACCUGGCCUUUCUCCACCCACCCGACGACCUUGACGACGACGGCGGUGCCCAAUUCGCCAAGAAGCUCAUCUUUGAAACCUGCCGCAAAGGGACAGGCCGUCACCGCGCCACAUCAUCCACCCUCGCUCGCCAUUAAGACGGGUCGGUGGACGUCUUCAUCCGUGUCAAAGGCAGGCAGCUGCAGUCCGGAGAGCACCGGCUCCGUGACCUCCAGCUACAGCAGGAGCUCCUCCAGCAGUAGCAACGGCGGCAGCAGUAGCAGCACCAGGAGCACCAGCAGUGCCAGCGACGGGGCCAUCGAGCAUGCACAUAUAAUCAACGGGAUCAGCCAAGCCGUCGGCAACGCCGCCAUGAUGGAAGGCAGCCUCCGUGGCGGGCUUAGCCGGAGGAGAAGGCCCGCCGCGAGCCUCAUCGACUUUUACGACGACGAGUUUGACGAUGCCGACUUUGUGGACGAGGUUUACUUUCCAGAAGACGAGGACAUGGACGGGCCGUGGGCCGGCCUGGGCGCAGAGCUAUCGCGCCAUCGUCACCGCAGCUACGACCACACCUUGCUGCGUCGGCAUCGGUCAGCCAGCGUCGCGGGCUUCAUACCUCCGGUGGCGUCAAACAGUUCGAGGAGGAGGGCGUCCAUCGCGGAGCUGCCGUCGGUUUUGCAGUCGGCGACCAUGUCAUCAAUCAGCUAUAGGAGAUCAUCCACACCUGGGAGGCGAAGAGUACGUUUGUCGGAUUAUGGAUUAUAG
Molecule: messenger RNA, 909 nt
Organism: Pyricularia pennisetigena
Lineage: Eukaryota; Fungi; Ascomycota; Sordariomycetes; Magnaporthales; Pyriculariaceae
Exons: 1
Coding region: 1-909 (302 amino acids)
Source: RefSeq, a predicted model, not a curated record